AGCACACUGUUGGUUAGCUAGAAAACAUAUCGACCAAAAACGUCUCCAACGUUACCGGAAAUGGCCACUAGUCAGGCAUGGAGGUUAAAACGCUAUGCGCGUUUCCGUCGAGGCUCUGCAGGAGGAAAGCCUUGGAAGAUAUUUGAGGCAAAUGGCAACAAGCAAAUGUUCCUCACAGUUGUGGAAUCUGGAUACUUGCUGGUAUUGCAAGGACAGGACAGCUUGGAUACAAUCCCUUUGCUCUGUGGAUCCGAUUUUCUCAAAGUACACCAGAAAUCUGAUAACCUGAUGUUUCGAUAUACUGUGAUGGGAGAGAGCCGCAUGAUGAGGAUGCAGUUUGAUGGAAGUAGCAGGGCCGAGGCAAUUAAGGAGUGUUCAAGUGCUGUGGAAAAACUGAUGGAGUACACGUCUGUCACCACUCUGGAUGACACCCCAUUGCCCCCCAUUCAGUCCCCCGCUGAGGCCUCUGCACCAGUGAUACAGCAGACUUGUCAGGGAAAGGCUGUGGAAGUUGAUCCCGAGGCUGUCCAAGGAUCAUUGUCCAUCAAGCGUCUUACCCAGCACAUGUUGGGAGAGACUGCUGUGACUCUACCUCAAGUAUAUCGCCACGGCUCUUUGGCACAAGGUGACUUGGGGCCCGUCCUGCGUAUGUGUCUGCUGGAUCCCAGCUUUCCUGCAUUCGUGGAGAAAGUGGAAGGGGAGCUGAGGAAACUGCUUCAAGAGUGACGAAUCUCAACAAACGCUGAAGGCAGAAAGGUCAAUACAGGGUGAUUUUGGUAUAGUUCGUGUAGGCGGUGCCUCUUGGCGUUGGAAUGUUUCUUGCUUGUUUAAAAUGUUACACUUUGGUUGUUAUUGUGUAUAUGUGGCCUGAAGAUGAUGGUUUGGAAUGUAGGUGAUUAAAGGA
Messenger RNA from Anarrhichthys ocellatus (wolf-eel), 904 nucleotides. It is a transcript of the gene rec114, whose product is annotated as REC114 meiotic recombination protein. The record is from RefSeq and is a predicted model, not a curated record. Lineage: Eukaryota; Metazoa; Chordata; Actinopteri; Perciformes; Anarhichadidae. The coding region runs from base 61 to 726 and encodes 221 amino acids. The transcript has 6 exons.